This is a messenger RNA of Dermochelys coriacea (leatherback sea turtle), 2364 nucleotides long. RefSeq names its product cytidine deaminase (gene CDA). Gene Ontology annotation, cellular component: cytosol. Lineage: Eukaryota; Metazoa; Chordata; Testudines; Dermochelyidae. The coding region runs from base 429 to 1061 and encodes 210 amino acids. Gene Ontology annotation, molecular function: cytidine deaminase activity; zinc ion binding. The record is from RefSeq and is a predicted model, not a curated record. The transcript is spliced from 4 exons.
CAGAGGUACAGCAGCGGGGAGACAGACUGUCCGGGGUGGAGAAGGGCAGCUUCAUUGCAGAGAGAGGAGAGAGAUCAGAUGCACUGAUUUGCUCUGGACCCAUCUUAUGGAGACAGCGCGUGCACCAGUGCAGAGACACUGGUGAAAACGUAGAGCACGCCUCACAAACUGCCCAUGACUCCUCCCUGUCCUACACACUCUGAGAGGGAAAGUGCAGCCAGGUUUGGGAAUGCACACUCGCACUUAGUGAGAGCUGAGCUGACCAUUAGACUCCUGAGCUAGAGGAAUAUGUAACACAGGAAAAUCACAGAGCCAUUGACAGAGGAUGAGAGUGAGAGAACAGAAUUGCAACACACACACUGAGGAGGAAGACUCAUGCAAAUCCUCCACUCGCUGGCACUCAGAGACACAUCUGCCACAUCUACGCUAUGAGUCAGUCUGGCACACACAAACACACACACUUACGCACAUACUUUCUUCAGGAGUGGAGACUGGCACUUCCUCUUGCUCACACCUGUUUUUCCCCUCACUUGCUACAGUUGCAAAGAGGAGAAGUCCUGCAGUUACCCGUGAGUGUAACCAUGGCCCAGGUGCAGUAUGACGGUUCCAGGGGGAAUCAUCCGAACGUCUCCAAUUCAACAGCCCCCCCUGUGGGACAUGAGCAAAUUCAACUCCUGUUGCACAUCUGCAAGGAAGCAAAGAGAUCUGCUUACUGUCCAUAUAGUCACUUCCCAGUGGGAGCGGCACUACUGACUUGCGAUGGGAAGAUCUUCUCUGGCUGCAAUGUAGAAAAUGCCUGCUACCCCCUGGGGGUAUGUGCUGAACGCACCGCCAUUCAGAAAGCCGUAUCAGAAGGGUACGUGAAUUUCAGAGCCAUGGCCAUUGCUAGCAACACUGAAGAGGACUUUAUCGUGCCCUGUGGGGCCUGCAGACAAGUAAUGAGAGAGUUCAGUAGAGACUGGGACAUUUACAUGACAAAGCCAGAUGGGACCUAUAUAGUCAAGACUCUUCAAGAGCUCCUGCCCCUGUCAUUUGGACCAGAAGAUCUGAAGAAGUUCUGAAGAGAUCUGCAAUGAAAGUAAAGAACCUCUAGACAAUCAUAUGCUUUCUGUCUGCAGGACGAAGAUUUAUUUCAGAUACUUCCCAACUCUGCCUCUUAGGGAAUGUCACUCAACUUCUGUAAGCCUCAGGGAACUCCAGUGCAAAUAAUUUCCAUUUGUACUAGGCCUGGGGAAGGGGUGGCAAGAACCAGAUCUGCCUCAUUGUGAAUCGGCCAAUCCCAAAUGUUCACAAGUUCGGUUUAGCAGACAUGGCAGUAUGAUGUCAUGGUUAGAGCAGGUUGGAAAUUUGUCAACCAUACGUUUUGCAUGGGAAAAUGCCAGUUGAUCGAAACAGUGUGAGCGAGUCACGUGACCACUCUGUGCCUCAGUUUCCUCACCUGGAUAAUGAUGCAUUAACCUUUUUUGCAAAGUGAUUUGAGAUGCUUGGUGAGAAAUGCUUUUAUAGUGCUAAAUACUAUUAUUGCUCACAUUAAUGCAGUUACUCCAGAUUUAUACUGGUUUAACUGAGACUGGCCUAAGAGUCUCAUAUAAGGUCAGAAUGUAAGUUCUAAUACACUAGAGGUUCUGAAACAUAUUACUCAAACACAAUGGGGCACCUUCUCCCCCACAUCUUCCUACCUCAAGUUAUAUGUUGUACACUUCUCUACUAGUGAUUAGAGAACAACCAAACUAAAGAUUCGUUGAGUUCUGGUUGGGAUCCAGAUCUCAUUUUAUGCAAACCUCUAAAGUUCCAAUGGAGGAGAAUUAACACGGAGUUUUAAUUCUGGCCCAUCACUACAGUUGAUCAAAAUUGCACAGAUCAAUAAAUCAUACAAAUCCAGGAAUUCCAUAAUGUAAAAUAGUUAUUUGUAAAGAUAAGAAGAAAAACUAAAUAAGAGAGAAGAGAAACUAAAGGUUUAAUAAAUCCAAAGUAGACUAUCUUGUUCAUAUAUGAAGCAGGUUAUUAUUAAGCAACAGCCUAUAGUAAACUGGGCAAUUUAUUUUACACUGUUUAUUGUAACUUAAUUUUCAACACUUUGUGAACAUCCUCUUCUUAGUUACCCUUAGUUUAUUUUUCUUGAUUUGUGUGUGUGUAUGUGGUGUGAGAGAAUGGAUGGGAAGGAGAAUGUAGUGGUGAGAACCAGACAAUACCCUAGAAGUUCUGUCUCAAGAGUAAUAUGAUGUUAUGACUUUGCUACAUUAGGUACAAUGAAAUGAUCUGAAGUGAACAAAAAUGGGUUAAUUUUUCUAAUCAUGAAGCACUUUUGGUUAUUUACAUGUUAUUGUAAAUGUCCAAACAUAAUAAAUGUGGUCACUAAUUCUA